Erythranthe guttata (spotted monkey flower) is the source of this 1983-nucleotide messenger RNA. NCBI's taxonomy places the organism in Eukaryota, Viridiplantae, Streptophyta, Magnoliopsida, Lamiales, Phrymaceae. The record is from RefSeq and is a predicted model, not a curated record.
AUGGAGAUGAUAUUCAUUGAUGCACAGGGUGAUACAGUGCAAGCUUCCAUUAAGUAUACACUGUUAUACAGAUUUGAGUCUAAGAUCAAAGUGAACAGAUGUUAUAAUGUAAUGUCAAACCUAUCUGCUUUUUUUAGUGUCAAGACCUACAAGCAUGCCUUGAAUGACUAUAGAGUCACUUUUGAAUAUACAUCUACUGUGAGAGAAGUUGACGUUCCGUCCAUUCCAAUGUAUUCAUUUAAGUUCACACCUUACGCAGAUAUACAACAAGCGUCAAAUAACAAUGAGUAUACGAUAGAUGUUAUUGGUUCGCUUUUGUCGAUAGGUGAAGUUCAGCCUUUGAGUAAUGCUUUUGUUGAAGCUUCUCUGUUGACAGGAUUGUCUACUAUCAAUCUUCGCUACGAGGACGGAAAUCAUUUUCAAGUUGGUUAUAUUGACAAAGGAAAAUGCAAAGAAAUAAUGAUUGAACAAGUUGCAAGCAAACGAGGAGAAUGGAAGAUGGCUGAACAGUUAAGAAGAAGAAGACUACUCUUGACAAUGGAUCGAGCCCCGUCCGUAAUUAGGCUAAGCUUUCAUCUCCCCGAUCAUCAGCCGAUUGUCUUCAAUGAAAACCAGUCAUUACAAAGUGUGCUGAAUAGGCCACCUGCUAAACAAACUAUGUUUCUAGCGUGGUUUGAGGCCAACAAGAACUAUCCACAUGCUAGGGACUUGAGGGAUGCAUGUUAUGUGUUCGGUUUGUUAGAUGACGACAAAGAAUACAUAGAUGCAAUAAUUGAAGUGAAUACUUGGGCACCCGGGGACUAUUUACAUAUAUCGGAUGAAAGCUUGAAGAACUAUACUCUCACCGAAAUAGAAAAAAUAUUGCAAAGCAAUGGUAAAAGCCUGCGAAAUUACGCGCCCAUGCCAAUUCCAAUCGAAUUCUCAGCGGAGGACACAGUAAACAUAUUGGUGUUAGAUGAACUGGAUUACGACCGUUUGAAAUGGUUAGAGAACUUCAACGCUGCAGUUCGUUCCAAGGGAAAGAUUGUAAUUAACAUUGCAUCGAGUGGUAUAGCAUCGUUAUUGCUCCCCGGUGGAAGAAAUGCUCAUUCUCGAUUCGGACUACCCAUAAAUGUACACGAGAGUUCCACCUGCAGCAUAUCGCAACAAAGUCCACAUGCGGGGUUGCUCAUAAGGGCAAAGCUUAUUAUAUGGGACGAGGCUCCUAUGAUGCAUAGAUACUGUUUUGAAGCGAUUGACAAGACAAUAAAGUCAAUAUUACAGGUUGACAAACUCUUCGGUGGUAAGGUGGUUGUUCUUGGAGGAGAUUUUAGGCAGAUCUUACCAGUUGUGCUCAAAGCAUCAAGGCAGGACAUAGUUGGUAAUGAGGAUGACGGGAAACAAAACGAUGGUGAAGCUUCGAUAGAGAUUCCCGAUGACAUGUUGAUUGGUGAUUCAAAAGAUCCAUUCAGAGAUCUACUGGAAUUCAUUUACCCGGAUUUGUCGAAUAACAUGUAUGAUCCAGACUAUUUUCAAGGGAGAGCAAUUCUUGCACCAACUAAUGAAUGCGUCGAGUCUGUGAACGAUCACUUAAUGUCUCUCCUUCCAGGAGAGGAGAAGAUGCACCUGAGCUCAGAUAGUAUGUGUAGGGACGAGCAAACAAUGGAGGAUUAUGCAGAAAUUUAUUCGACUCAAUUCCUCAACACAAUAAGAUGCUCCGAACUUCGUUCUCAUGCGUUGAAGUUCAAGAGAAGACAGUUUCCGUUGAUUGUUUCUUUUGCAUUGACAAUCAAUAAAAGCCAAGGUCAAACUCUUUCGCAUGUUGGUUCGUAUCUUCCUAGGCAUGUCUUCAGCCAUGAUCAACUAUAUGUUGCAUUGUCCAGAGUUACGAGCAGAGGUGGCAUUAAGAUAUUCAUCAAGUCGGAUUCGGGUGAACUCACCAAUGUUAUUAGAAAUGUCGUGUACAAGGAAGUGUUUCUUCUCUAUAUAAUUUCCCCCGUGUGA